AUGGGUUCUUGGUAUGCUUUUGUAAAUAUAAUAAUCUUUGUUUCUGGAAUGGUAAUUUGAUAACGUGGCCUUGGUUUCAGUAAUUACGUCUUUGCCGGUCUUGUCGCGACUUCGGCCAUAUUGUUCUGGAAUUUCAACAUUGAUUUCAGUGCCCACAAAUACUCGUAAGUUAGCCAAGGUGUUGGAAGUAGAGCUUUUGAUGUCAGCAACAACAAUGAUAAGCAUCCCCUUUAAGAUUUCCUUCUCCUCCUGAGUUCACGGGUCCUUUGACGCCAAAUAAAGACCUCCAGAAUGCGAACCUGAUUUUGAAAGGGAAGAUCCUGGGACCUGAGAGUAUUUUAGUGGAAGGGGACACCUUAUAUACUGGAACUUGGGAUGGAAAGGUGCUUCAGAUAGUGAACGGGCAGAUCAAAAAGACCAUUUAUCUCAACCAUCCUCUCUCAACUUGUGCAACUUACGACACAGAACCUGUUUGUGGAAGACCUUUGGGCAUCAGAAGAUUUAACAAAGACCUCUUGGUUGUUGCGGACACUUACCAUGGGAUAUAUACAGUAAACGUCGCUAAGAGUAGGUCUCAUUAAUAAGUAAUUUCCUAAAGUAUUCAAAUUAUUGGUGAUGUUGAUGAUUUCAGGUGAAUCUAAAUUAAUUUUCUCCUCCAAGACAGUAGUUGGAGGAUACGCCUCGAAGUUCUUGAAUGAUCUAGACGUUGUUGACGAGGAUACAAUCAUUGUGACCGACUCUUCGACCAAAUAUGGACGUCGUCAGUUCUUCCAUGUGGUCCUCGCAAAUGCCCCAGAUGGACGUGUAAUUGAAGUCAAAGUGUCCACUGGCAAAGCAAAAAUUCUGCUUUAUGGGCUCCGGUUCCCCAAUGGAGUUCAACUCCAUCCCAACAAAGAUUCCGUGAUCAUUUCCGAAUGUACCAUGGCUAGGAUCUUACGGUAACACCUGAUAAAAUGUUGGUAAUACAAUUGUUUGUAGGCUUUACAUCAAAGGAGAGAAGGUGGGAGAAGUUGAAGUUUUUGCCAACAAUCUUCCUGGUCUACCAGAUAACAUCCGUCUUUCCAAACAAGGAACUUUCUACGUCGGUCUGGCCAAUCCCCGGAAACCAGGUCAGCUCAAUUUCGUUGAUCUGAUUGGGCCAUAUCCCUGGAUUCGAAGUAUCAUCAUGAGUGUGAUCCCAGAGCGGACAUUAGUCACUCUCUUCGGCAAGAUUCAUGCCCAUUAUGGACUGGUAGUUGAGCUAAAUCACAAAGGAGAUAUCAUAAAGUCAUAUCACGAUCCAGAAGGAAAGGUGAUCGCUGAUGUAUCUCAAGUCAGUGAUGACGACAAGUACCUGUAUCUGGGGUCGUUUAGAGCUCCAUUCAUCGCUCAAGUACCAAAAAGGAAAUAG
This is a messenger RNA of Bursaphelenchus xylophilus (pine wood nematode), 1390 nucleotides long. NCBI's taxonomy places the organism in Eukaryota, Metazoa, Nematoda, Chromadorea, Rhabditida, Aphelenchoididae. The record is from the annotation of a GenBank genome assembly.